AUGGCUUCACUUCCUCUGUUACCCAAACCCAUUUCCCCAUUCUUCAAAACGCCGCCGUUUUCCACCAAACCACUCGUCUUCCUCAACUUUCAACCUCGGCUAGCUUCCGAUGUAUCGGUCAAUCUCAAGAAGAAGAACCAGUGGCUCGACCCGUUUGAUGACGGUGAAGACCCGGAUAACGAAUAUGGGUCCUUGUUCGUCGACGGGAAGCAAGACGAAGAUCCGAGACCGCCGGAUAAUCCUGACAACCCUUACGGCUUCUUGAAAUUCCCGAUGGGUUACACAGUCGAGCUCGCUUCUCUGCCGUUGAAAAUCAGAGGAGAUGUUCGACGAUGUUGCUGCGUUGUCUCCGGUGGCGUUUACGAGAAUUUACUCUUCUUCCCGACAAUCCAGCUGAUUAAAGACAGGUAUCCUGGUGUUCAGGUAGAUAUAUUAACGACUGAUAGAGGGAAACAAACAUACGAAUUAAACAAAAACGUGAGAUGGGCAAAUGUGUAUGAUCCAGACGAUCAUUGGCCUGAACCAGCUGAAUAUACAGACAUGAUCGGACUUCUCAAAGGAAGGUACUAUGACAUGAUUCUGUCCACGAAGCUCGCGGGGUGGGGCCACGCAGCGUUCUUGUUCAUGACAACGGCUCGAGACAGAGUUAGUUACAUUUACCCAAACGUUAACUCUGCUGGAGCUGGUCUGUUUCUGUCUGAAACCUUUACAGCUGAAAACACCAACCUUUCAGAAUUAGGCUAUAAAAUGUAUAAUCAGAUGGAGGAUUGGUUAGGAAGACCGUUUAGGAGUGUUCCAAGGACUCCUGUGUUGCCACUUAGGGUAUCGAUUUCACGGAAACUGAAAGAAGUUGUGGCUGACAAGUAUAGGAAGGCUGGAGCAGAGACAGGGAAGUUUAUAGUCAUUCAUGGGAUUGAAUCAGAUUCAAAGGCAUCAAUGCAAUCAAAAGGAGAUAGUGAUAGUUUGCUUCCACUUACAGCAUGGGCUCGCAUAUCAAAGGGUAUCAGGGGAUUCAAGCCGGUUUAUGUGAUUCCGCAUGAGAAAGAAAGAGAAAACGUGGAAGACAUUGUGGGGGAUGAUACAUCUAUAGUGUUCAUCACAACACCAGGACAGUUGGCUGCUCUGAUAAACGAUUCUGCUGGAGUUAUAGCGACAAACACAGCUGCGAUCCAACUAGCUAAUGCGCGAGACAAACCAAGUGUUGGGUUGUUCUCUUCAGAAGAGAAAGCGAAGCUUUUUCUACCAGACGCAGAAGAGAAGAAUAACUGCGUGAUUGUUGCUUCCAAGACCGGAAAACUUGCAGAUAUUGACGUAAAAACUGUUAAAAAUGCAAUGGAGAUCUUUGAAGCAUCAUUGGCUCUCGUGUAA
Molecule: messenger RNA, 1368 nt
Organism: Microthlaspi erraticum
Lineage: Eukaryota; Viridiplantae; Streptophyta; Magnoliopsida; Brassicales; Brassicaceae
Source: the annotation of a GenBank genome assembly